Juglans microcarpa x Juglans regia is the source of this 1978-nucleotide messenger RNA. RefSeq names its product receptor homology region, transmembrane domain- and RING domain-containing protein 2-like. The transcript has 4 exons. The record is from RefSeq and is a predicted model, not a curated record. NCBI's taxonomy places the organism in Eukaryota, Viridiplantae, Streptophyta, Magnoliopsida, Fagales, Juglandaceae. Bases 324 to 1655 code for a protein of 443 amino acids.
UAAUAAUACUUCUCUUUAUUUCAUUCAUUCAUAAAUAACAAUCAUUGCCAAAAAGAAAUUCUUAGCCAAACAGGCAAUCUAGAUUUUAUUGUUCGAUUUUCACGUUCUAAUACAAAUCCCCCAAACUUGAAGAGCAUCAAAGAAUUAACAAGAAGAUUCUGAUUUAUUAUUCUUGGUCUCAAAUGGAAGCGGAUGUGUCUAUUCCUCCUAUCAUGAUAUUUUUUGCAAAACCCUAAAUUUUUAUCUCUAACGUUUGUCUCGCCGAGGAACUAGGGUUUCUUUUUAUUUUCUGGAGAUUUUAGAGUUUAAUCUUGGGGAAGGCCAUGAAUCUGGCUUUAGUUUUCUGGUUGCUCUCUCUAUUGGCAGCCUGUUGGAUGACAGCAGCGACUGUGGUGCUCGUUGGGGACAACGUCACUCUCUCUUUCGAUGAUAUCGAAGCUAAUUUCGCUCCACCGGUUAAAGGUUCAGGGGAAUGUGGGAUAUUAUAUGAGGCAGAGCCUCUUGAUGCAUGCUCAACAUUGACCAAUAAAGUCGAACCAGCUUCAUAUGCUAAUUCCCCAUUUGUUAUAAUUAUUAGGGGAGGAUGUAGUUUUGAGGAUAAAGUCAGAAGAGCACAAAAUGCUGGAUUCAAAGCUGCAAUUGUCUAUGACGAUGAAGACAGGGGCAUCUUGGUCACAAUGGCAGGAAAUUCAGCUGGCAUUAAAAUACAUGCUGUAUUUGUUUCUAAAGCUUCUGGAGAAAUUCUGACAAAAUACACCGGCUUAAGGGACAAGAAGCUAUGGAUUGUCCCAAGUUUUGAAAACUCGGCAUGGUCAAUCAUGGCAAUCUCUUUCCUUUCCCUACUUGCCAUGUCUGCAGUGCUGGCUACUUGUUUCUUCGUUCGCAGGCAUCGCAUAAGACAUGAAAGACCACAAGCUUCUCAUGCCCGGGAAUUCCAUGGGAUGAGUAGUCGAUUUGUGAAAGCAAUGCCAAGUUUGAUAUUUACAACUGUUUUGGAGGAUAAUUGUACUUCAAUAACAUGUGCCAUAUGCCUUGAAGACUAUAGUGUUGGAGAUAAGCUCAGGAUUCUACCUUGUCGUCACAAGUUUCAUGCCUUCUGUGUGGACUCCUGGCUUACUGCCUGGAGAACCUUCUGUCCAGUUUGCAAGCGCGAUGCACGAACUAACACCGGUGAUCCACCAGCUUCUGAAUCAACGCCAUUGCUUUCAUCUAGCCCAGCCUCUGUGGCUUCUUCUGUUUUGUUAUCUGUUAGAUCGUCAUUAGCAUCAUCAUCAGCCAUACAAAUAGCACCAGUGUCGUCUCACUCCCCUUCAGUUUCUCGAAUUCAUUCUGUUGCUAGCACUCCUCAUGUUCAGCAUUCUCUCAGAUCCUACCGCCAAUCCCCUCCCCUGAGUGUAAGCCGAAGCUCAGCAGAUUUCAGGAAUGGAUCAUCCCUAAGAUCGCAUGCUUCCUAUCUGGUUUCACAACAUUCAUUGGGUUACCCAUCUUUUUCACCACAUAACUCGAGAUACAUGUCCCCAUUUAUCCCAAGCUCAAGCUAUGUGCCACAGAGCUUUGUCAGUUCAUCUGGUUAUCAGGAGCACCCACUGCAUUGCAGUGAGUCGGCUGCAAGUUUUUCUCCCUUUAAUUCUGCCCAAUCUCUUCCGGAAUGCUGAACCAAUAUAAUUUAGCAUAUGACUGGGAAGCUGGGUGCGGCCAAGAGAGCUCAUCAGAGGGAGUUGAACUGACACCCCUGGAUCAUUUUUACCUCUGGCUUGAACCUCAAAGUUGCUGCAUCAUAAUUGGGUUUUACUUUUACACCGUGGCUUUCCAGAUUUCAUCUCUGGAGCGUUACCUGUUACCUGCUCACAUGUACAUUGUAGUAUAAGGUUAUGUCAUCUCUUUCAAAUUUCAAGUGAUAGUUGUGGCUUUUACAUUUGAGGUCUGUCAGACUCACAAACACCUUCAUUGAGAUUUUGAGUGGAACUAAUUUCUUAAA